Messenger RNA from Eimeria necatrix, 1308 nucleotides. RefSeq lists its product as hypothetical. Bases 1 to 1308 code for a protein of 435 amino acids. Lineage: Eukaryota; Apicomplexa; Conoidasida; Eucoccidiorida; Eimeriidae. The transcript has a single exon. The record is from RefSeq and is a predicted model, not a curated record.
AUGGGAGUGUUGCCAAAGAAGGCAGCGGAGCCUGGCGCGAAGGCGGCGCCAGAAGCGGGUUUGAAGCCUGGGGAGGGCGAGUCAGCGGCGAAGGCAGCAGAAGGCGCCGAUGCGAAGAGCGUGCCUGGCGUCGAUGCGAAGGCCGGACCCGUUGCGUCGUCUAAGGCGGGGCCUGGCGGUGCGUUGCUGACGAAGAAGUCGAUGGGUGUGUUGCCAAAGAAGGCAGCAGAGCCUGGCGCGAAGUCGGCGGCGGAAGCGGGUUUGAAGCCGGGAGAGGGCGAGCGUCGCCGCUUCCGUCGUCUUCCGCGGCUACGCUUCUCGCACGGACCGCAGCUACGCUUCCGGCCUGGACAACGCAGCAGCUUCCGCCCCGGACUCGGACGCAACGACUGCUUCUUCAGCUACCCUCACAACGGUUUCUUCCGUCGCCUCGGACCGCGCUUCAGCCGCCGCCUUCGCCCAAACUUCGGUCCCCUCCGCGAGUCAGCGGCGAAGGCAGCAGAAGGCGCCGAUGCGAAGAGCGUGUCUGGCGUCGAUGCCAAGAGUGGACCUGUUGCGUCGUCGAAGGCGGGUCCUGACCCUGCGUUGCUGACGAAGAAGUCGAUGGGUGUGUUGCCAAAGAAGGCAGCAGAGCCUGGCGCGAAGUCGGCGGCGGAUGCCAAAGAAGGCAGCGGAGCCUGGCGCGAAGUCGGCGGCGGAAGCGGGUUUGAAGGCCAGGGGAGGGCGAGUCAGCGGCGAAGGCAGCAGAAGGCGCCGAUGCGAAGAGCGUGCCUGGCGUCGAUGCGAAGGCCGGACCCGUUGCGUCGUCUAAGGCGGGGCCUGGCGGACGCAACGACUGCUUCUUCAGCUACCCUCACAACGGUUUCUUCCGUCGUCUCGGACCGCGCUUCCGCCGCCGCCUUCGCCCAAACUUCGGUCCUCUCCCGCUCGGUCUCCGCUUCCGUCGUCUUCCGCGGUUACGCUUCUCGCACGGACCGCAGCUACGCUUCCGGCCUGGACAACGCAGCAGCUUCCGCCCAGGACCCGGACGCAACGACUGCUUCUUCAGCUACCCUCACAACGGUUUCUUCCGUCGUCUCGGACCGCGCUUCCGCCGCCGCCUUCGCCCAAACUUCGGUCCUCUCCCGCUCGGUCUCCGCUUCCGUCGUCUUCCGCGGUUACGCUUCUCGCACGGACCGCAGCUACGCUUCCGGCCUGCUGUUGCGUCGUCGAAGGCGGGUCCUGGGCCUGCGUUGCUUGCGAAGAAGUCGAUGGGAGUGUUGCCAAAGAAGGCAGCGGAGCCUGGCGCGAAGGCGAAGGCGGAAUUAG